AGGCUGUGAGCAGUCAUGCUGUGCCCUGCUGUGUCCCAGGCCAGGUACAAGCAGAGCCUGGACCCCACAGUGGACGAGGUGAAGAAGCUGUGCACGUCCCUGCGCCGCAAUGCCAAGGAGGAGCGCGUGCUGUUCCACUACAACGGGCACGGCGUGCCCCGGCCCACGGUCAACGGAGAGAUCUGGGUCUUCAACAAGAAUUACACUCAGUACAUCCCCCUGUCCAUCUAUGACCUGCAGACCUGGAUGGGGAGCCCUUCCAUCUUUGUCUACGACUGCUCCAACGCUGGACUCAUCGUCAAAUCCUUCAAACAAUUUGCACUACAGAGAGAGCAGGAGCUGGAGGUAGCUGCCAUUAACCCCAACCACCCCCUUGCCCAGAUGCCUCUGCCCCCCUCCAUGAAGAAUUGCAUCCAACUGGCAGCCUGUGAGGCCAACGAGCUGCUGCCCAUGAUCCCYGACCUGCCUGCAGAUCUGUUCACCUCCUGCCUCACCACCCCCAUCAAAAUCGCCCUGCGCUGGUUCUGCAUGCAGAAGAGUGUCAGGCUGGUGCCGGGAGUCACGCUGGAUUUAAUAGAGAAGAUUCCUGGGAGGCUGAACGACAGGAGAACUCCCCUGGGAGAGCUGAACUGGAUCUUCACAGCCAUCACAGACACCAUCGCCUGGAAUGUGCUGCCCAGAGAUCUUUUCCAGAAGCUCUUCAGGCAGGACCUGCUGGUGGCCAGUUUGUUCCGUAAUUUCCUCYUGGCAGAGAGGAUCAUGAGGUCCUACAACUGCACCCCUGUGAGCAGCCCCAGGCUGCCCCCCACGUACAUGCAUGCCAUGUGGCAAGCCUGGGACCUGGCUGUUGACAUUUGCCUUUCCCAGUUACCCACCAUUAUCGAGGAAGGAACUGCCUUCAGGGUAAACCCAUUUCUGGCCCCAGCUGUGACAGGAUUUGGAGUUCCUUGGUUCCCCUGCAGCUUGGGGGGUAAAUCAAGGAAUCCCUGCUCCCCCAUCCCCUAACCCCACUCUCUCCUGCAGGUGCUGCUGAGCCAGGUGCACCGGCUGCGAGCUCUGGAUCUGCUGGGGAGGUUCCUGGACCUGGGGCCCUGGGCUGUCAGUCUGGCCCUCUCUGUUGGCAUUUUCCCAUAUGUGCUGAAGCUCCUGCARAGCUCAGCCCGUGAGCUGAGACCUCUCCUGGUUUUCAUCUGGGCCAAGAUCCUGGCAGUGGACAGUUCGUGCCAGGCUGACCUGGUGAAGGACAAUGGACACAAAUAUUUCCUCUCGGUCCUGGCAGAUCCCUACAUGCCAGCUGAGCACAGGACCAUGACAGCWUUCAUCCUGGCUGUGAUUGUCAACAACUACAACACCGGGCAGGUUCGUUGUGCUGCUGUCUUUGCUCUGGGCACCUUUGUGGGCAACUCAGCAGAGAGAACAGACCACUCCACCACCAUCGACCACAACGUGGCCAUGAUGCUGGCCCAGCUCAUCAACGAUGGCAGCCCCAUGGUCAGGAAGGAGCUGGUGGUGGCCCUGAGUCACCUGGUGGUCCAGUACGAGAGCAAUUUCUGCACUGUGGCCUUGCAGUUCAUCGAGGAGGAGAAGAAUUACCCUCUGCCCUCUCCAGCUGCUCCAGAGGGUGGCAGCCUGACCCCGGUGCGGGAUGGACCCUGCACCCCACGCCUGCGCUCCGUCAGCUCCUACGGCAACAUCCGUGCUGUCACCACYGCCAGGAACCUCAACAAAUCCCUGCAGAACCUCAGCCUCAACGAGGAGACUGGGAGCUCUGUGGCAUUUUCCCCGGGGAACCUGAGCACGAGCAGCAGUGCCAGCAGCACCCUGGGCAGCCCYGAGAACGAGGAGUACAUCCUGUCCUUCGAGACCAUCGACAAGAUGAGAAGAGUCAGCUCCUACUCCUCUCUCAACUCCCUGAUCGGUGUGAGUUUCAACAGUGUUUAUACCCAAAUCUGGAGGGUGCUGCUCCACCUGGCUGCUGACCCCUAUCCUGACGUGUCUGAUUUGGCCAUGAAGGUUCUCAACAGCAUUGCCUACAAGAUAAUGCAAGUGGGACUGGCCUGCAGACUGAAGCCACAACGGCUCUCCAACCCAGGUGAACUAGUACAUGUGAGUCAGCAUGCAGACCCCUGCCACUCGUCACCCCGGCCCAGGCUGGCUGCCUAAAGCUCCAUCUCAUCCCAUCUCAUCCUGGGGAUCCACSAGGGAAGCGUUGGAGGGUCACCCCCAACCACSAGCACCAGCAGCUCCAGCCUGACCAACGAGGUGCCCAAGCAGCCGGUGAGCCGGGAGCUGGCGGCCGUGCGCCCUGCCAACGUCACCAACGUGGGUGUCCAGUACACCCCCCACUCCCACCAGUUCCCCAGGACCAGGAAAAUGUUUGACAAAGGCCCAGAGCAGACAGCUGACGAUGCUGACGAUGCCGUGGGACACAAGAGCUUCAUCUCGGCCGCGGUGCAGACGGGAUUCUGCGACUGGAGCGCCAAGUACUUCGCCCAGCCCGUCAUGAAGAUCCCCGAGGAGCACGACCUGGAGAGCCAAAUCCGCAAAGAGCGCGAGUGGCGCUUCCUGCGCAACGCCCGCGUCAGGAAACAGGCCCAGAAAAUCAUCCAGAAGGGCAUCUCCCGGUUGGACGAUCAGAUCUUCCUCAACAGGAACCCAGGCGUGCCCUCCGUGGUGAAAUUCCACCCUUUCACCCCCUGCAUCGCCGUGGCCGACAAGGACAGCAUCUGCUUUUGGGACUGGGAGAAAGGGGAGAAAUUGGACUAUUUCCACAACGGGAACCCCCGGUACACCCGGAUCACAGCCAUGGAGUACCUGAACGGGCAGGACUGCUCCCUGCUGCUCACUGCCACAGACGACGGUGCCAUCAGAGUGUGGAAGAACUUUGCAGACCUGGAGAAGAACCCAGAGAUGGUGACAGCCUGGCAGGGGCUGUCAGACAUGCUGCCAACCACACGAGGUCUGGCCCGAAGGGUGUCCAUCUACCUUGACMGGAGUAAGCAGGGAGGACUCUGUGUGACUGUGUGUUCUCUCUGGCAGGACAUCCCCACGGGAGCUGACAGCUGUGUCACCAGCCUGUCGUGUGACUCGCAGCGCUCACUGAUCGUGGCGGGGUUGGGCGAUGGCUCCAUCCGCGUGUUCGACAGGAGGAUGGCACUCAGUGAAUGCCGAGUCAUGACCUACCGGGAGCACACGGCCUGGGUGGUGAAGGCUUACCUGCAGAAACACCCCGAGGGCAACAUCAUGAGCGUCAGGUACCCGGGGCUCUUCUCCCUUGCACACGUUUUGGGUUUCCCUUUAAAUUCUGUCCCUGACAUCCUCAGAGCUGGGAGGGCAAAGCUCCUCGCCCCCAGUGACCCCCUGCUCUGUCCCUUUUCUUGCAGUGGCUCCAUGAACCAGUUCACUGCCAUCUACAACGGCAACGGGGAGCUGAUCAACAACAUCAAAUACUACGAUGGCUUCAUGGGCCAGAGAGUGGGAGCCAUCAGCUGCCUGGCCUUCCAUCCUCACUGGCCCCACCUGGCCGUGGGCAGCAAUGAUUUCUACAUCUCGGUGUACUCGGUGGAGAAGAGGAUCAGAUGACGGCUCCCGGUGAAUUCCGAGCGGCUCCAGGGCAGGGCCUCCCUGUACAUAGAGAAAUCAUCGACUUGAAUGUUUCGUGUUGGCUGCUGCUGCACCCCAUAACUUGAACAUUUGUUCUUCUGACUUGCCUACUGAUGGGUUUGACSAGGGGAAGAGACAAUCUCCCGGGUUGGUUUUGUUUCGUUUUCCAGCUAUAUCCUCUAAAAGCUACAGAAAAGGAGCGUUUAUUUUUGUUUCCAGUGGUUGGCUUCUCUGUCAGGAACACGGCUCCUGAGCYUGGAAGGACUUGGAUGAGGCGACACCCUUGAGAAGGGUCUUGUUUUAGUCUUUGUUCCUUGUUUUGCUGGAGUUCUUGGAGGACUGUCAGGACUCUCACAGCUCCACGGGACCCUCCAGCUGCUGCCAACCCCRCAUGGGAUGUCCCUGAGCGGGGACAGAGAGGCACGGAAGAGUCUCCUCUGCAUGAACCUCCUCCUCCUCCUCCUCCCUGCAGCGUCCUCUCGGCUGGAACAAGGACAGACGGGGACCUGGUGGCCUGGGCAGGCUGGCAUCCUGCAGGAUGGGCUCAGGGAGGUGACAGGGACAGGGCAGGGUGUCCCACACCGCUCAGCUGCGCCGUGGAGUGAGGAACACACGGGAGGAAAGAGAACCAAGAUCUCCAACGAGCCUGGAGCGAGUCASUGGUGCCACCCACAGUCCCUGGUGCCACCCACAGUCCCUGGWGCCACCCACCGUGCUGCUGGCGAGCUGGGGACACCCCAGGCACUGUCCCCACUGCCACAGGAGCUCCACAGCCACAUCUGCACCCGGCGAGGGAUGGAGGCUCCAGUGCCCGUCCUGAGCUCUGUGUGCACCCAGUGAGGGGCACAAUUUGGGCUGCACUGGCCAUGUGGCCACCACUGUGGCUCCUCUGUCCCUUUGGAACCGCCUGGGCACGGGAGAAUGGCCGAGGAGGAGGAGGAGGAGGAGGAGGAGGAAGGCAGAGGGUCAGUGUUCUGAGUGAAGCAUCCUCAGCUCAGCUCUCCAGGCAAAGCCUGCUCCGUCUUCCACACGGGAAACAUGAAUGUUGUGUCCCUUGGGGUGGCUCUGCAGCCAAUGUUGGGUCCCCAAGAGCCAUCCCUGUCCCCCUGCCAGGGAGGGCCACGUCACAGGAUAAUGAAUCAAAGGCUUUAAACCUAAAAACUACCUAAAAAUCCACUUGUAAGUAARUUACCCAAAGUUAAUUAUGGUCUAACAGAGCUGUGCCUCUUCCCGACCCGCUCCCGGGAUUGUCCGCGGGGGUGGAGCCAGARUUUGGGAUCACACGUAACCCCUUAACAUUCACAGCUUCGGAAAACAAUAGAUUUUUAACUCAGUAUCAGUGUAUUUGUGAAAGGAACAGGAAAUUCUUGGCGAGAGGGGAAAGGGCGUGGUGGGAGCCGCUGCUCCUGCCCGGCUGCUCCCGCCAGGCUCCGCUGCAGCCCCGCGUCCAGGACCGGGGAUUUUUAGGAAUUUUGGGCAGUUGGGCUUUUACCUGAGCGUGUGUGGGCUGUGCUUCCACAGGUCUGAUGCAGAGAUUCAAUCAUGGAAUCAARGAGUUUAACCAAGGAUCUGGAGAGUGUCCUACCUUAAAAGUUCACUUAUCUCUAUUUAUUUUACAAAAAUAAAAUUUAAAAAAAAAUAUAUAUAUAAAACCCCCCACACACACGAUUGUAAUGUGAGAGUAAAAUGAUUACAGACAAAUAAAUGGUUAAUAAAAAAUAAAUGCA
Molecule: messenger RNA, 5330 nt
Organism: Malurus melanocephalus (red-backed fairy wren)
Lineage: Eukaryota; Metazoa; Chordata; Aves; Passeriformes; Maluridae
Product: regulatory-associated protein of mTOR-like
Exons: 31
Biological process (GO): cellular response to starvation; TORC1 signaling; positive regulation of protein serine/threonine kinase activity
Cellular component (GO): cytoplasm; TORC1 complex
Molecular function (GO): protein binding; protein-macromolecule adaptor activity
Source: RefSeq, a predicted model, not a curated record